UGGUGGUGUGAUGUGCAAUGUAGAUGAGGUUUUGUAUGCAAUUACAGGGAAAUGCAUAGCAGAAAUGGUCCCUGCAUUUGUUAAGCAUAUUUUUGCAGCUGGAAUGUCGAGCAGCCAAAGAACUGAAAGUUCUCAUUCAUUUCUCAAAAGGGUCAAACAAAUAUUGCAAUUGCCAACUCAAUAUAUUCUUCAAAGGUGGACCAAAAGUGCAAAGAUUGGUAAAGUGUGGGACAAAGAUAAUGAGGAACUAAAUGAAAUUCCAAACCAAUUAUUGAUGUUAAGACAUUCUAAACUAUCUCAAUUUCUUCUAUUGUGGUUGAUGAUGCAUCUCUCACCGAGGAAGGAGCUAACCUCUUGGUAAAUGUGUUGGAAGAGCUUCACAGAAAAAUAAAGGAGAUUAACAUCGGCAAUGAUAUUGAACAUGUAUCCAUCGGACAAACAAGUUUUGAAGAGCGUGUAAAUAUCAAUGAACCACAACAAGUAAGAGCAAAGAGGUGCAGAAAAAGAUUAA
Olea europaea var. sylvestris is the source of this 511-nucleotide messenger RNA. RefSeq lists its product as uncharacterized. The record is from RefSeq and is a predicted model, not a curated record. The coding region runs from base 11 to 361 and encodes 116 amino acids. The transcript has 3 exons. Lineage: Eukaryota; Viridiplantae; Streptophyta; Magnoliopsida; Lamiales; Oleaceae.